AUGGUUAUCGUUACACGGGGUGAUUAUAUCUGGAUCGAGCCCGUGUCAGGAAGAGAAUUCGAUGUAGCGAUCGGGGCUCGUGUCAUCUCAGCGGAAGGCCGCCGGAUUCAGGUACGGGACGACGACGGAAACGAACAAUGGCUGACGCCGGAACGACGCAUCAAGGCGAUGCACGCCUCCUCAGUGCAGGGCGUCGAAGACAUGAUAUCGCUAGGCGAUCUGCACGAGGCUGGAAUCCUGCGCAACCUCCUCAUCCGUUACAACGAAAACCUGAUAUAUACAUACACCGGCUCGAUCCUUGUCGCCGUGAACCCGUAUCAGAUACUGCCGAUAUAUACCGCUGACCAGAUCAAACUGUACAAGGAGCGCAAGAUCGGCGAGCUGCCGCCGCACAUUUUCGCCAUCGGAGACAACUCGUACGCACACAUGCGCCGAUACGGCCAGGAUCAGUGCAUCGUCAUCUCGGGUGAAUCAGGCGCGGGCAAGACGGAAAGUACAAAACUGAUUCUGCAGUAUCUGGCCGCGAUUAGCGGCAAACACUCGUGGAUCGAGCAGCAAAUCCUCGAGGCUAAUCCGAUCCUAGAAGCGUUCGGAAACGCGAAAACCGUCCGUAAUGACAACUCGUCGCGCUUCGGCAAGUACAUCGACAUUCACUUCAACAGUGCGGGUGUAAUCGAAGGUGCAAAGAUCGAACAGUACCUGUUGGAGAAGUCACGCAUCGUGUCACAGAAUGCGGACGAACGGAAUUACCACAUAUUUUACUGCUUGCUAGCUGGUUUGUCGCCUGAGGAAAAACGGCGGCUCGAUUUGGGACAGGCGUCUGAUUAUCGCUAUUUGACCGGUGGCGGCUGCAUCCGGUGUGACGGUCGUAAUGAUGCGGCGGAGUUUGCGGACAUUCGAUCCGCCAUGAAGGUGCUAUGUUUCUCGGAUCAUGAAAUUUGGGAGAUCCUGAAGCUGCUGGCCGCGCUACUGCACACGGGGAACAUCAAAUAUAAUGCGACCGUGAUUGAUAAUCUGGAUGCGACCGAAAUUCCGGAACACAUCAACGUGGAACGGGUGGCGAAUCUGCUCGAAGUGCCCCUGCAGCCCUUCAUUGAUGCGCUCACACGUAAAACGUUGUUUGCACACGGCGAAACAGUCGUCUCGACGUUGUCCCGCGACCAGUCGAUGGAUGUACGGGACGCAUUCGUGAAGGGCAUCUACGGCAGGUUGUUCGUGUUGAUCGUGAAAAAGAUCAAUCAAGCCAUCUACAAACCGAAAUCGUCCACGCGCAGCGCUAUUGGGGUGCUAGAUAUCUUUGGGUUCGAAAAUUUCGACCACAACAGCUUCGAGCAGUUUUGCAUCAACUUCGCGAACGAGAACCUGCAGCAGUUCUUCGUGCAGCAUAUUUUCAAGCUGGAGCAGGAGGAAUACAAUCACGAAAGCAUCAAUUGGCAGCAUAUCGAGUUUGUGGACAACCAGGAUGCGCUCGAUCUGAUCGCGAUCAAGCAGUUAAACAUUAUGGCACUGAUCGAUGAAGAGAGCAAGUUCCCGAAGGGCACCGACCAGACGAUGUUGGCGAAGUUGCACAAAACACAUGGCACCCAUCGGAACUAUCUGAAGCCAAAGUCAGAUAUCAACACCAGCUUCGGACUGAACCACUUUGCCGGCGUUGUGUUUUACGAUACGCGAGGCUUUCUGGAAAAGAACCGUGACACGUUCAGUGCCGACUUGUUGCAGUUGAUUUCCAGCUCGAGCAACAAGUUCCUGCAGCUCGUGUUUGCGGAGGACAUUGGGAUGGGAGCGGAAACGCGCAAACGCACACCGACGCUGUCGACGCAGUUCAAGAAGAGUCUCGAUUCGCUCAUGAAAACGCUCAGCCAGUGCCAGCCGUUCUUCAUUCGGUGUAUCAAACCGAACGAGCUCAAGAAGCCGAUGAUGUUCGAUCGAGCACUCUGCUGCCGACAGCUGCGCUACUCUGGCAUGAUGGAGACGAUCCGCAUCCGACGUGCAGGAUAUCCAAUCCGCCAUAACUUCCGCGAUUUUGUCGAGCGCUAUCGGUUCCUGAUCAAUGGUAUUCCUCCCGCGCACAGAACCGAUUGUCGUAUGGCUACGUCGAAGAUCUGCGCAACGGUGCUGGGUCGGUCGGACUACCAGCUCGGCCACACGAAGGUGUUCUUGAAGGAUGCACACGACUUGUUCCUGGAGCAGGAGCGCGAUCGGGUGCUGACACGCAAGAUCCUCAUCCUGCAGCGGUCGAUUCGUGGGUGGGUUUACCGACGACGUUUCUUGCGUAUGCGUCAGGCUGCCGUCACGGUGCAAAAAUACUGGAAGGGUUACGCGCAGCGGCAGCGCUACAAGAAGAUGCGCAUCGGUUACAUGCGGUUGCAGGCGUUGAUUCGGUCGCGAGUUCUAAGUCACCGAUUCCGGCACCUCCGGGGGCACAUCGUCCGGCUGCAGGCUCGCAUUCGGGGGUACUUGGUGCGUCGCGAGUACGGCCACAAGAUGUGGGCCGUGAUCAAGAUCCAGUCCCACGUCCGACGGAUGAUCGCAAUGAAGCGCUACCACAAGCUGAAGCUAGAGUACCGGCGCCAUCACGAGGCGUUACGGUUGCGACGCAUGGAAGAGGAGGAACUCAAGCACCAGGGCAACAAACGAGCGAAGGAGAUUGCCGAGCAGCACUACCGGGACCGGCUGAACGAGAUCGAACGGAAGGAAAUGGAGAUCGAGCUGGAGGAGCGACGUCGCGUAGAGGUUAAAAAGAACAUCAUCAACGAUGCGGCUCGCAAAGCGGACGAACCAGUCGACGAUAGCAAGCUGGUGGAGGCGAUGUUUGACUUCCUGCCGGAUUCGAGCAGUGAGGCGCCGACUCCUCACGGAGGUCGGGAAACGUCCGUGUUUAACGACCUCCCGGUGAACGCCGGCAGCCACGACGAUAUCAUCGGUCCCAUCCACACGAUCAGCGAAGACGAGGAGGAUCUGUCCGAGUUCAAGUUCCAGAAGUUCGCCGCCACUUACUUCCAGGGCAACAUAACACACUACUACUCGCGGAAGCCUCUCAAACACCCGUUGCUACCAUUGCACACGCAGGGUGAUCAGCUGGCGGCCCAAGCCCUCUGGAUAACGAUCCUGCGGUUUACAGGCGAUCUGCCUGAACCGCGCUACCACACGAUGGAUCGUGACAACACGUCCGUGAUGUCGAAAGUUACAGCCACCUUGGGACGUAACUUUAUCCGCAGCAAGGAGUUCCAGGAGGCACAGAUGAUGGGGCUCGAUCCGGAAGCUUUUCUGAAGCAGAAGCCACGUUCUAUCCGUCACAAACUCGUCUCACUGACGCUUAAGCGAAAAAACAAGUUGGGAGAGGACGUGCGCCGCCGGUUGCAGGACGAGGAGUACACAGCCGACAGCUAUCAGUCGUGGCUUGAAUCGCGUCCCACGUCCAACCUCGAGAAGCUGCAUUUUAUUAUCGGACACGGAAUUCUACGGGCGGAACUAAGAGACGAGAUCUACUGCCAGAUCUGCAAGCAACUCACGAACAACCCAUCGAAGUCGUCGCACGCACGUGGCUGGAUUUUGUUGUCCCUGUGCGUGGGUUGCUUCGCACCCUCGGAGAAGUUCGUCAACUAUCUGCGAUCGUUCAUCCGGGAAGGCCCGCCCGGGUAUGCGCCGUACUGCGAAGAGCGACUGAAGCGAACGUUUAACAACGGCACGCGCAAUCAGCCUCCGUCCUGGUUGGAACUUCAAGCGACUAAAUCGAAGAAACCAAUUAUGCUUCCGAUCACUUUCAUGGAUGGCAACACGAAAACGCUACUCGCGGACUCUGCAACGACAGCGCGGGAGUUGUGUAACCAAUUGUCGGACAAAAUCACGCUGAAGGAUCAGUUCGGUUUUUCGCUCUACAUUGCGUUGUUCGAUAAGGUGUCGUCGCUCGGUAGCGGUGGCGAUCACGUGAUGGAUGCGAUCUCGCAGUGUGAACAAUACGCGAAGGAGCAGGGCGCUCAGGAACGGAACGCACCGUGGCGGUUGUUUUUCCGGAAGGAAAUAUUCGCCCCAUGGCAUAACCCGAUCGAGGAUCAGGUUGCAACGAACCUCAUCUACCAGCAAGUGGUGCGGGGGGUUAAAUUUGGCGAAUAUCGGUGCGAUAAGGAGGAAGACCUGGCUAUGAUUGCCGCUCAGCAGUACUACAUCGAGUACAACACGGACAUGUCGAUGGAUCGGUUAUACACUUUGCUCCCGAACUUCAUACCCGAUUACUGCUUGACUGGGAUCGAGAAGGCAAUCGACCGUUGGGCGGCGCUGGUGCUAACGGCGUACAAAAAGAGCUACUACCUUAAGGAGAAAGCGGCCGCUCUGAAGGUGAAGGAGGACGUGGUGAGCUACGCGAAGUAUAAAUGGCCCCUUCUGUUUUCGCGCUUUUAUGAAGCAUACAGAAAUUCUGGUCCAAAUCUGCCCAAGAACGAUGUCAUUAUUGCAGUUAACUGGACAGGCGUUUAUGUGGUUGACGAUCAGGAACAAGUACUGCUAGAAUUGUCGUUCCCGGAGAUAACGGCCGUGUCAAGUCAGAAGACCAACAAGGUAUUCACGCAAACGUUCUCACUGUCGACAGUUCGGAAUGAGGAAUUCACCUUCCAAAGCCCAAAUGCGGAGGAUAUACGAGACCUGGUGGUGUAUUUCUUAGAGGGUUUGAAAAAACGCUCAAAGUAUGUGAUAGCAUUGCAAGAUUACAAAGCACCGGGUGAGGGGACUAGUUUUUUGUCGUUCUUAAAGGGAGAUUUGAUCAUCCUCGAGGACGAAAGCACCGGUGAAACGGUAUUGAACUCCGGUUGGUGUAUAGGAUGCUGUGAACGGACGCAAGAGCGGGGCGAUUUUCCAGCCGAAAUCGUGUACGUCCUGCCAACCCUCACGAAACCGCCUCCGGAUAUUUUGGCACUGUUCAGCGUGGAAGAUGCGCAUCACGGUAAACGUCUCAACUCGAUUCACUCAAACGGCAGCACCGAAGGACGUGACCGACCACACAACCUUGCCGAGUACUCGCUCGAUCAUUUCCGGCCACCGCCGAAACGCACCAUGUCGAAAGCGCUCAGCACCCUCAGCUCCAAGGGCCGUGGAGGGGACGAAUUGUGGCGUUAUUCGCGCGAACCGCUGAAGCAACCCUUGCUGAAGAAGCUGCUCGCGAAGGAAGAACUGGCGGAAGAGUCAUGCCUAGCGUUCAUUGCCAUCAUGAAGUACAUGGGAGAUCUGCCAUCGAAGCGGCCACGUAUCGGGAACGAAAUCACGGACCACAUCUUCGACGGGCCGCUCAAGCACGAGAUCCUGCGCGACGAGAUCUACUGCCAAUUGAUGAAACAGCUGACGGACAACCGGAACCGUCUGUCGGAGGAGCGCGGCUGGGAGCUGAUGUGGCUCUCAACCGGACUGUUCGCGUGUAGCCAGCAGCUGCUGAAGGAGUUGACGCUGUUCCUGCGCACCCGCCGCCAUCCGAUAUCGCAGGACUCGUUGCACCGGCUGCAAAAGACGAUUCGAAACGGCCAGCGCAAAUACCCGCCGCAUCAGGUUGAGGUGGAAGCAAUUCAGCACAAGACGACACAGAUCUUCCACAAAGUGUACUUCCCGGAUGACACGGACGAGGCGUUCGAGGUGGAUUCGUCGACGCGCGCCAAGGACUUCUGCCACAACAUCUCGCAACGGUUGAAUCUGCGCUCGAGCGAGGGCUUCAGCUUGUUCGUGAAGAUCGCCGACAAGGUAAUCUCAGUGCCAGAGGGAGAUUUCUUCUUCGACUUCGUUCGUCACCUGACGGACUGGAUCAAAAAAGCCCGACCGACACGGGAUGGCUCAAAUCCGCAGUUUACGUACCAAGUGUUCUUCAUGAAGAAGCUGUGGACGAAUACGGUGCCCGGCAAGGACAAGAACGCCGAUCUGAUCUUCCACUACCAUCAGGAACUGCCUAAGCUGCUGCGCGGUUACCACAAGUGCUCGAAGGAGGAAGCGAUCAAGCUUGCUGCGCUUGUGUAUCGCGUACGGUUCGGGGAGAGUAAACAAGAGUUGCAAGCUAUCCCGCAAAUGCUCCGUGAGUUAAUACCCUCGGAUUUGAUCAAACUGCAGACCGUGAAUGACUGGAAACGAUCGAUCGUGGCCGCGUACAAUCAAGACGCUGGCAUGUCGCCAGAGGAUGCCAAAAUUACUUUCCUGAAGAUUGUGUACAGAUGGCCAACAUUCGGUUCGGCGUUCUUCGAGGUUAAACAGACGACCGAACCCAACUAUCCCGAGAUGCUGCUGAUCGCAAUCAACAAACACGGUGUUAGUUUGAUCCAUCCUACUUCUAAGGAUAUCUUGGUGACGCAUCCGUUCACGCGUAUCUCGAAUUGGUCAUCCGGCAACACGUACUUCCACAUGACGAUCGGCAAUCUGGUACGGGGUUCGAAGCUGCUGUGCGAAACGUCUCUCGGCUACAAGAUGGACGAUUUGCUCACGUCCUACAUUUCGCUCAUGCUGACCAACAUGAACAAGCAGCGCACGAUUCGCGUGAAGUAAUAUCGCACCGUGCACUCUACCGCACCCGGCGUUUCGGGUGCAGUUCCGUCCAAUGGUGAUGUCCGUGCAGAUAUGACCUCCAUCAAGCUUCGCAAUACCUUGCAGCCUAGGACAAUUGGACCAUGUCAGGGGAUGGACGACAAUUUGGUGCUUGUCUUAAGGGUAGGACGAACGCAAACAAGCGACAUAUUAGCACAAAUAUUUAUCACGAUCGCAAUUUAACGAUACUACUGCCUGCACCCCUUACCGAGGUAUGGUUUAAUGGAUUCAAGGAUUCCGAAUCGUACUACUGAUGGGAUAGGCAUUGUUGAUUAAUGCGCAAAGCUAGGGACGAACUAAGAAUGUAAGCAUUAGGUUUCUCUCCUCGUAGUUAGAUUGUUUUAUUGAUUCGACACCCCGACCGGCGGUGGGUUGCGCUACUUAGUUUAUGCAAACAUUAGCAGAGCAGGGUUGCGGUAAAAUGUGAGAACUAAAUUUUAAAUCAAAGUCAACGGCAUUUGGUAGUUUUUAUUCUGUUGAAUCACUGCGCUAGUGAGAAAGACGCGUCGUUUUAAGGGUGUGAAGUUUGGAUUCUGAUGGCGAAGGGUUGAUGCGAUCGUGGUUUGCUAGUGAGAUUUACGCAAAGAGGGCAAACAAAAAAACGGAUGCACAUAUUUUCAUUACGAAAAGGAUUACGUUUCCUCUUUUUCUGGUUCUUUUUGAAAACAUUUAAAGAAACAUAAAGCGACCACGCUUCCUUCUUUUAUUUAGCUUUCCUCUGCGCGACAGUCGCUAGUUAUUUUGAAGUUUAUUAUUAUACUUUCGGUACUAUUAAUAAUAUUAUUGAACUUAUUAUUACGGCUACUUUUAAAUGCGGCUGUAUUUUUUUAACGCACCAUGCGGUUAAGAAAAAUCGAGGAACGUUGUAAAGUGGUUUGCUGAUGGGCAAAAGUGACCGCAAAGUCAUCACGAUCGCGUUCCUCAAAUGGGAUUAUAAUGAAGUGUAACAAGGCGUUGUUCGGGCGUUAGGAGCGUUGUUAGUUACGUAUUUCCGAGGAAGACAUUUUUGCAAUAAAUACAAACACA
Messenger RNA from Anopheles nili, 7575 nucleotides. It is a transcript of the gene ck, whose product is annotated as myosin-VIIa. The coding region runs from base 1 to 6510 and encodes 2169 amino acids. Lineage: Eukaryota; Metazoa; Arthropoda; Insecta; Diptera; Culicidae. Gene Ontology annotation, cellular component: myosin complex; cytoskeleton. The transcript has 9 exons. Gene Ontology annotation, molecular function: cytoskeletal motor activity; protein binding; ATP binding. The record is from RefSeq and is a predicted model, not a curated record.